Leptonychotes weddellii (Weddell seal) is the source of this 279-nucleotide messenger RNA. The record is from RefSeq and is a predicted model, not a curated record. Lineage: Eukaryota; Metazoa; Chordata; Mammalia; Carnivora; Phocidae.
AUGGAAGAGGUGGUGGCGUCUUGUCUCCUUCUUCCUCUCUUCUCUCUCUGCAGCGUGCUGCACAAAACUGUGGUCUUCACGUUUGCCCCAGAGCAGGAGCAGCUGAAGGAGAUCCGGAAGAGGGCUGCGCUUCGGGUCAGCCUGACGUGCCGGAUGCCCUCUGAGCUGCCCCUGCGCCCCACGAGAAUCAGGCUGACACACUGCGGCUUGCAAGCCAAGCACCUCGAGCAGCUCUGCAGGGCGCUGAGAGGAAGCUGCCGCCCCGGCCACCUGGAGUGA